UUCCGUUCCAUUCUGUAAAGACGUCCUCCAUGUUAUGAAAUCCACGGGGGGGUAAUGUGAAAGUAUUCAACUCUAGGAUAUACAUUCCAGCUACUGCUUUCAAGAGAGACGACGAUUAUAAUAUGUCUGAAUGAAUGAUAUCUGAACGUUUAACUUGAUGCUAAUAUUGGCUGUUGCUUGUGAUCUUUUUUUAAGCUAACAUUAGAUUUCCGAUUUGUUUAGUGAUUUGCUUCAAUAUACUUUCGUUACUCACCAAAGUAUAGAUGUGACUCGUGUGAUGACGAACUUUUCUCUGGUUGUGUAAACUGUCCUGUCUUUCGUAUUUUGGAGAAACGACGACUUUUGAGUAUUUUUUUGACUACGAAAUGCGUAUUUAACAGAGGGGUACAGACCAAAAGCUAGCCAUGACGUAACGUUACCCCAAUCACAGACGCAAACUUCUUCAGCGCCUAUUUUCACGAUCUCUUCUGACCGGGGGUUUGGAAACAUAAGGAACUUGUCUUUCAUAUCAGUGAGAAAUAAUACAAAUCAAUUACUACACGUCUUUACAGGCACAGGACAGAGCUGCCUUAGGUAAUGGCCUCCCCUUCCCCCCACGACCGGAGUGGUCGCCCCAGCGAGGACCAGGACGAGGAGGACCCAGUAGAGCAGAUGAUCAGCAGGACAGGAUGUGGGGAGCUGCACUACGCAGUCCAGGAGUGCAUGGCCGAGCACCAGGACUGGAGGAAGUGCCAGAGCCAGGUCCAGACCUUCAAAGACUGCAUGAUGACCUUCCAGAAAAGCCGGAAGGAACAGCUGAUGAAGCAGAGGCCGUCUACAGAAUCGACUUAGAAGAGAGAGAGAGUGGUUUGGUGGUGUUUUCAUUACGUAUCUGGACUGAUAACUGAGAUAUCAACGGUUUAGUUUUGCCACUGACAUUAUAAUUGGUUAUGCGUGUGUCUAAAACAGUCCUUCCCAAAUGGUGGAUCGCAACUGAUCGUUUUUGGGCCACAGCCCAAGACUGGGUACAUGCUGACUGGGUACAUGCUGGAUCACUGGUUUUGUGUAACUGGUGGGUCACAAGAUUACACAUAAAGCUAUAGAUGUGUCUCAACUCAACAAGUUGUUGGAAAAGACAACAUUAAAACACCAUACCAUCACUCUGCUUGUCACAGUAUUUGGUAUGACAGCAGAACCUUCUCUCUCAGACUGUUUUCCCUCUCCUGAUGCAUCAAGAUUAAUAACUGAGGAAUCUCUUCUCUAAAUCAGUCAUGUGGUUUAGGGCUGUGUGUGUGUGUGUGUGUGUGUGUGUGUGUGUGUUGAAACGCUACAACAUUCACAUUUCAUUCACAGCUUGUAAUUCAUUGGUUAAAGGGUGAAUGGGUGUGUGCUUGCCCUAGAGAGAGAGAGAGUUCAGUUCCUGUAGUGGCAGAGUUAACGGGCACAUUUAAAUGUGCUUGUAUUCAUUUUGACAUUAUUAAACUAUAUAUAUAU
This is a messenger RNA of Salmo salar (Atlantic salmon), 1473 nucleotides long. RefSeq names its product cytochrome c oxidase assembly factor 4 homolog (gene coa4). Gene Ontology annotation, cellular component: mitochondrial intermembrane space. Gene Ontology annotation, biological process: mitochondrial respiratory chain complex IV assembly. NCBI's taxonomy places the organism in Eukaryota, Metazoa, Chordata, Actinopteri, Salmoniformes, Salmonidae. The record is from RefSeq and is a predicted model, not a curated record.